This is a messenger RNA of Chelonus insularis, 2260 nucleotides long. It is a transcript of the gene rl, whose product is annotated as Mitogen-activated protein kinase rl. The record is from RefSeq and is a predicted model, not a curated record. Gene Ontology annotation, molecular function: ATP binding; MAP kinase activity. Gene Ontology annotation, cellular component: nucleus; cytoplasm. Lineage: Eukaryota; Metazoa; Arthropoda; Insecta; Hymenoptera; Braconidae. Bases 121 to 1221 code for a protein of 366 amino acids. Gene Ontology annotation, biological process: intracellular signal transduction; protein phosphorylation. The transcript is spliced from 5 exons.
CUAGGACAAUAGGAGAAUUGAAAACACCCUAAGAAUACAUCUUUGGCUUUAGUUCAAACUGGUUUUUUGACAGUUGUAGGUGUCGUGGCAAUUAGGAAUAGUGAAAAACUUGUUGUCAAAAUGGCGAGCGAGGGUUUGGCAAGUGUAAAUCCAAUUGCAGAAGUUGUACGGGGACAAGUGUUUGAAGUUGGUCCAAGAUAUACUAAUCUCGCCUAUAUGGGUGAAGGUGCUUAUGGUAUGGUCGUAUCUGCUUAUGACAACGUAACGAAAACAAAAGUAGCGAUCAAAAAAAUUUCUCCGUUCGAGCAUCAAACGUACAGUCAGAGAACAUUGAGGGAAAUUAAAAUUCUUACAAGGUUUAAACAUGAAAAUAUUAUAGAUAUAAGAGACAUAAUCAGAGCUCCAACAAUAGAUCAAAUGAAAGACGUAUACAUAGUCCAAUGUUUGAUGGAAACUGACUUAUACAAAUUAUUGAAGUCACAAGCUAUUAGCAAUGAUCAUAUUUGUUACUUCCUCUAUCAAAUAUUACGUGGAUUGAAAUAUAUACAUUCUGCUAAUGUACUCCAUAGGGAUUUAAAACCUAGUAAUUUACUUUUAAAUACCACGUGUGACCUUAAAAUAUGUGACUUCGGAUUAGCAAGAGUGGCAGAUCCAGAUCACAACCAUGCCGGCUUUCUCACAGAAUACGUUGCUACACGAUGGUAUCGUGCACCGGAGAUCAUGUUGAAUUCCAAAGGAUACACUAAAUCUAUUGAUAUUUGGUCAGUUGGCUGUAUACUCGCUGAAAUGUUUUCACGUCGUGCUAUCUUUCCUGGUAAACACUAUUUAGACCAGCUGAAUCAUAUUCUUGGCAUUUUAGGCUCACCUUCCUCUGAGGAUCUCGAAUGUAUUAUUAACGAAAAGGCGCGCAAUUACCUCCAAUCAUUGCCAUAUAAACCUAAAGUACCGUGGAACUGUCUAUUUCCUAAUGCUGAUCCACGGGCUUUAGAUUUACUUGAUAAAAUGCUCACAUUUAAUCCCAAUAAACGUAUUGUCGUUGAAGAUGCUCUCGCACAUCCCUACCUUGAACAGUAUUAUGAUCCUGCUGACGAGCCUGUCGCAGAAGAACCAUUUAGAUUUGAUAUGGAACUUGAUGAUCUUCCUAAAGAGGUUCUUAAGGAGUAUAUUUUUGAAGAAACUGCACAAUUUGCAAAGAGUAAUAAUCCGGAAAGUGCUAUGUAGUUGAUUGAAGUGUUAAUCUUGCAAAGAAUUAAUGGAAUAUAUGUGGUUAUAGACAGUGAAUUGUGCUGCUUUUGAGUUAAAUCAAUCAAGCAUGUAGAGGAUUAGUUUGGGCUCAGUAAGAUUGUUUUACACUAUAAUAUAAUGGUUAGCCGAUCACAUUUAUGUCCUGCUAGGAAUUCAUUUAUAUUAUUUUUUUCUUAUACUUUUUUUAUGCGGCUACUAUCGAAUAAACAACCAAUUUCGUUUCUGUUAUAUUAUUUGAUAAAUAACUAUUAAUAUUAUUACUAUUGAAUGAAAUGAUUAAUUUGUAUGAUAAACAAUCUUAAUUUAUCUUAAUUAGAAAGCUUUUAAAAUGUUUAAAAAAAGAAAUAGCACAAAAAUGAAAUGAAAUCAUGAGAAUGUAAAUAAAUGAAAUUAUGAAUAAUUUAAUAUUUUUUUCAUACCGUCAUUUUACCGUAUAUGACUAUAGUGUGAAAUAAUUAACGUGGUCGGCACGUCAUUAUGAGCAAUAGAACAGUGAAAAUGUCAGGAUAAUAAUCAAUAAUGACAGUGGUAUAUGGCAUUUGAGUUAUUUCAAAUAUUUAUGUUGCUAAUCAUUCUUAAACGCAUUAUUUAUAUGAUUCAAGUGUGAUAAUCUUACCUUAUAUGAACAGGAAAUAAAAAUUAUUUAAAGAAUAUUCCAAAAAAAUAAAUGAAUUAAAAACAUUAUCGAUAUUAUCAGGCCUAAUAUACUUAAUAGUUUUAACUUUAUCUAUGUGUAUUUGUUGAUGUAAAGAAAUCAUAUCUGAAUUUGAAAAAAUAUCUCAAACAAGAAUUUUUUUUGCACACCUUCAAAAUGUUAUUUUCUUUAUUGACAAAAAAAUGCAUAAAUGGUAAUUAUAAAAGAAUCAUAUAUUUUAUUGUAAAUGAAAAAAAAAAAUUACAAUUAGUCUUCGUACGAUCACUUUCUUCAUUCAGUGCAAAAAAUUCCAUGCUCAUUUAACUGAGAAAUUUUUACAAUGGAAUAUUUCUGAGUUUUUAACAUAAAAGUUAUUUGUUA